Molecule: messenger RNA, 1884 nt
Organism: Solea senegalensis (Senegalese sole)
Lineage: Eukaryota; Metazoa; Chordata; Actinopteri; Pleuronectiformes; Soleidae
Product: nanos homolog 1-like
Exons: 1
Coding region: 69-743 (224 amino acids)
Biological process (GO): negative regulation of translation; oogenesis
Cellular component (GO): perinuclear region of cytoplasm
Molecular function (GO): zinc ion binding; mRNA binding
Source: RefSeq, a predicted model, not a curated record
AUCAGCUCCACAGGUUCCUCAUCAUCAUCAUCGUCAUCAUCAUCAUCAGACUGUGCUGCUGUGACACCAUGGAGUUUUUAGAUCACGGCUUCCUGGGCACGCGCUCGCCCUAUGAUUCCACUUUUAAUUUUUGGAACGACUACCUCGGCCUGUCCACACUUGUCGCCAAAACCAAGAUCCACAGUUCGCCCUUCAGCCCCAACUCUAUCACAGAGUCCCUGAAGGCGACGCUGGGCUUGGAGGACGAUUCCCCGGAUUGCUCGUGCGUAAUUGGGCACGGCAGGGACAGCGACGCGCACUCGGACUGCUGCUGCGCGGCCGCAGCCUCUCCGCAGAUCUCCAUCUGCGAUCUCAAGGAGCGCAUCUCGCUCCUCCAGCCCUACGAGCACCUGAGCGGAGAUUCUCCCUCCUACGGAGGCAGCUUCGCGGGCCUGGACCUGCUCUCCAUGGAGCCGCGGCGCAAACAGACUCAGAGGUGUAAGCCGGAGCCCAAGGUGUGCGUCUUCUGUCGGAAUAACGGCGCACCGGAGGAAGUUUACGGCACUCACAUCCUGAAGACAGCGGAGGGCAGAGUGCUGUGUCCGAUCCUGCGCGCAUACACCUGCCCGCUCUGCAGCGCCAACGGCGACAACGCGCACACCAUCAAAUACUGCCCGCUGUCCAAGGAGCAGCCGGGCCACAGGGUGGCGAGGGGGGGGCCCGGGGGGGCCAGGGUCAUCGGGAAGAGGCUGAAAAUCUUCUAACACAACAAAGACCACAUGAUCCACUUUGAUUUGCACUGUGCGCGCGUGCGCGCGCGGCAUUAAUGUUGCCCCAAUUCAUGCACAAGACAAACCUGAGAGAGAGAGAGAGAUUUAAAAGAAAACACUGGCUCACAGACCAUAAUAUCUGCCUGCUUUUCAGGCCCGUGUGUGUGUGUGUGUGUGAGCAGUGAUCUGCUCUGAUCCACAGGUUGUGUCCAAAAACUGACGUCAGCACAGAACAGAUGAGCAGGUUUUUCAUAUUCUAACUGUGAAAGAGUGAUCGAGGGGAAAGAGUUCAGGAGUUUGAACUAAAGAAAGUUCACUGUUAAACUCCUGAAAGAACUGUGGAUUGAAAUGAAUGCAUGAAAUUGUCAGAAUAAUCCCACAGUGGAAAAGCACUUCAUUCACACAUGCAUCUUUAAGGCCAGGCAGAGUCAGUUUAACGUUCAUUUGUAAUGUUUUUUUUUUAGUUUACAUUUGGACGCAUUGUGCACAACAUACAGAACAUAUAUCAUUUCAACUUUGCCCAAACAGCACAACAGAAAUCUCCAAUCCAUUCAUCAGAGUGUUUUCAUGAUUUACUUGUUUACAGCUUCUUAACUGUGAAUAUGUUCUGGUUUCUUUGCUUCACAGAACAAAUCAAUCAUUGAAACUGAAUCAUUAAUAUAGUUGACAUAUGAAACCCAGCACUCUGAGGACUUGAAUGCUGCAGCUUCAGUGAAGACACAUUGGUCCUGAUGUGAGCUGAAUGUCUCACAGACUCUGGGGCACAUCGUCGUUGUUGUUCUUUUCUUUUUCUCUUGAGAUGAAAUAUUUUCUACCAAAGAAAUUCACUUUUGUAUUUAGCAUUUCAGUGCGUUUAUAUCUGUUGGAUGUCUUAUAUUCUUUAGUCUAUCAAUGUGAUUUUAGUACUUUGCAGACUUGAACUGAAUGUAAACAUUAGAUGAAGCUCUGUUGAUGUUCUUCGGAUCUGUCACAGGUUCAUAUGUAACUGCAGUUCUUGUGUAAAGUUGUAGAAAAGCUUGACAUUCCAAAGUCUAUCUGUCAAUAAAAGUGUUUUAUGUACUUAUUUUUACCUGAUGUAUCAAAUAUCUUCACUGUAAAUAACCUCUGAAUAAACAACUCCUUUUCUGUACAAUAA